Molecule: messenger RNA, 381 nt
Organism: Diabrotica virgifera virgifera (western corn rootworm)
Lineage: Eukaryota; Metazoa; Arthropoda; Insecta; Coleoptera; Chrysomelidae
Exons: 1
Coding region: 1-381 (126 amino acids)
Source: RefSeq, a predicted model, not a curated record
AUGUCAGCAAAAUGUUUUCUGUUGAUAGCAUUCGUUUUAAUGUGCUCCUUAGUAGAUGCCAGACCAACACACUGUGAGAGGUGGAACGGUGAUAAGGAAUUUCGCUGUCUUAAAGAUAAUCACAAAGCCGAUAAAGUAGCAAUCCACAAUAAGACCGAUCAUCCUGUUACUUUCAAAGUAGAAAAGUGGUUAUCAAAGUGUGGAAGUCCUGGUCAAAAGUAUUCUGAUCUAAGGUAUGGUUUUGUUGAAGGAGCUACUAUUACUAUAGAUGUCAGUGAAGUUAAACCUGGAAGUUGUCACGAGAUGUUUAUUUCUAAAUGCAAAACCGGAAGUAGUAAUGUCAAUUGUCUGGAUGUAAUAACUGCAACACCAGUUCUAUAA